UUUGUAAAUUGAUUUUUUAUUAUUAUUAUUAUUUGGUUUUUUAAUAAUACUGUCUUUUCCUUCCCUUUUCAGGGGCCUCUUGGUUUGGAUGGCAAACCAGGACCUCCAGGACCAAAAGGGGAAAAGGGUGAAGCAGGGGACAUCGGCCCGAGGAUGGUUUUUCCCCGGCUCAAUCACGGAUUUCUGGCUAACGAUCAGCUUGUCUUUAGCCGGCGAGUGCUGAAGGGUGAUCAAGGUCGAGAUGGAGCCACUGGUCCCCCUGGUCCGCCAGGACCCCCAGGUGCCCGGGGGCCUCCUGGCGACACGGGAAAAGAUGGCCCAAGAGGACCUCCAGGCCCCCCUGGCUUCAAAGGCGAGCCGGGAGAGGACGGCCUCCUGGGUGCCAGGGGACCUCCAGGACCAAAGGGUGAGCCCGGCAUCCAAGGGAAAAAGGGUGAUGAUGGGAUCCCCGGGGAACCAGGACUUAUGGGCCCGAAGGGAGAGAAAGGAAGCGUGGGUCCCAAGGGAGAGAACGGCACAGAUGGCUUGCCAGGACCCAAGGGUGAACCUGGUGAGAAGGGAGGAAUCGGCUCCAUCGGACCCCGGGGUCCCCCCGGCCUGAAAGGGGAGCAGGGCGACACUGUAGUGAUCGACUAUGACGGCCGAAUCCUGGAUGCGCUCAAGGCUGCAGGGAUACACAAAGUGAUGGGUUCGCCAGGUCCCCCAGGGCCACCGGGCCCCCAAGGUGCUCCAGGUCCCAAGGGAGAGCUGGGCUUGCCGGGUCCACCUGGGCUGGAUGGUGAAAAGGGUCCCAAAGGAGCAAAGGGUGACCAGGGCAGCGAGGGGAUCAUGGGACAGAAGGGAGAGACAGGAGAAAUGGGCUUAUCAGGUCCACCGGGAGCAGAAGGGCCAAAAGGCGACAGAGGAGAAAAAGGAGACACUGGGUCACCGUGUUUGCAGAAUAAUCACAUCAUACCUGAGCCCGGACCCCCCGGAUUACCCGGCCCCAUGGGUCCUCCAGGAAUCCAGGGACCUAAAGGCUUGGAUGGUGCAAAGGGAGAAAAAGGUGACAGCGGUGAGAAGGGGGACCAUGGCGACCCUGGACCCGCUGGUCUCCCCGGCGCUCCAGGGCUCAUCGGUUUACCCGGUACCAAAGGAGAGAAGGGAAAGCCAGGAGAGCCAGGAUUGGAUGGUUUCCCAGGUCUCAGAGGAGAGAAAGGAGAGAGAAGCGAAAGGGGCGAGAAGGGUGAGCGAGGAAUACCGGGGAGAAAAGGAGCCAAAGGGCAGAAGGGGGAACCAGGUCCCCCCGGACUGGAUCAGCCUUGUCCCGUGGGAGACCGUAGCAUGGCAGGCAGCAAAGGGGACCCAGGUGUACCAGCCCUGGUGGGGGUGAGCGUGCCCUGCCCGUUGGUACGGUAUCUGCUCGCUUGCUUUCUUGCAUGGCUUGUGUGUGUUUCUGCUGUGGCCAAGCCCCAUCCCAAGGAGCAAAUCCCUCCAGGGAGAGGAAGGACACAAGGCAGCAGAGCUGGAACAAGGCGUUUCACUUCGGCACUCAGGGAAGUGAGUGUAAGCAGUGGGAGAUCACGUAGAAGAUGACUGCCCCUUUACAAUUCUGAUUCUGCUCUGGUGAGCCCCCACCUGCAGUGCUGCCUCCAGCUCUGGGAUCCCCAACAUAAGGAGGACAUGGAUCUGUUGGAGUGGGGCCA
Messenger RNA from Chroicocephalus ridibundus (black-headed gull), 1685 nucleotides. Its product is annotated as collagen alpha-1(XXIII) chain-like. Bases 154 to 1575 code for a protein of 473 amino acids. The record is from RefSeq and is a predicted model, not a curated record. The transcript is spliced from 25 exons. NCBI's taxonomy places the organism in Eukaryota, Metazoa, Chordata, Aves, Charadriiformes, Laridae.